ACUGCGGUGCGAGCGGUUCAAGCCUACACAACCGACAAAACAGCUGUGAGAACUCGUCCCGAGUGGAUUCGCACGACCAACCCAGCACGACGAACCUGUGCGCGCAGCUAUGCGGAGGAUGUUGUUCGGCAUGGCGGUGCGUGGCCCACAUACCGCACAAUGGGCGUAAAGUGCCAAACAAACCCCGGCGUUAAAUAAGUUCCGCCCGUCCCCUUCGCCGUCCUCAACGCUCCCCCGCUGGGCUCGAUCGCCUUUCACUGUCGCCAUGGCGAUGAGCGUGGGCAAGCUGAUAGCGUGCGUGCUGGUCAUGUGGCUGCUGGUCGUGCUGAUGAUCAGCGGGCCGCUGUUCCACAGCGGGGAGCCCGACGAACAGGUGCUGGCGAGGCUGACGCGGGCAGUUGCCGAGCUCGAGUCGCUCAAGCAGCAGAACGAGGAGCUGCGUGCCCUCCUCAAUUCCAUCAAGGACCCAUCCAAAAGAGAGCAGCAGGUUCAGGAGCCAGCAGUAGUGAUUCCUCCCAUCCAAACAGCCACAACAUCGCCUAGUGGCGUACCGUCCAAGGAGUAUGAAGUGCUGCGGCGGAAGGUCAUUAAUGGCGUCCAGGAGUUGUGGUACUAUGCCCGGGCGCAGCUCAAGAAACUCCGCAAGUCCCUGGGGCCCGAAGCACAGAAGACGGUGGAUGCCAUAGUGGAGGACAUCUCCGUCUAUAAACGCACGAUCCACAUCGACCUCGACGAAAUGCGGAAAGCAGACGGGUACGAGAAGUGGCGCGAGCAGGAGUCUAAAACGGUCGGGGACCUCGUGCAGAAGCGACUUACCAAGUUGCAGAACCCCAAGGCGUGCGGCAGCGCCAAGCGCCUGCUGUGCCGCCUGAACAAGGGGUGCGGCUACGGGUGCCAGAUCCACCACGCCACCUACUGCCUCAUCAUGGCGUACGGCACCCGACGCACCAUGGUGCUCCACUCCAAGGGGUGGCGCUAUGCCGCCGGUGGCUGGGAGACGGUCUUCAAGCCAGUCAGCAACAGCUGCGUCGAGGAGACCGGGGGGACCAGGGCCACUUGGUCGGGUCAUGACGAUGGUGCGGAUGUCCUCGAAGUUCCGAUCAUCGACAGCAUCCAGCCAAGGCCCAAGUACCUCCCGCUGGCGGUGCCCAAGGACCUUUCCGAGCGACUCAUCCGCCUAGUGGGAGACCCGGCCCUCUGGUGGAUCUCUCAGGCGAUCCGCUUCCUCAUGCGGCCCCAGCCCGAGAUCCAGCAGUACCUGGCCAAGGCUGAGAAGGAUAUGGACUUCAAGCGACCUGUGGUUGGGGUGCACGUGAGGCGGACGGACAAGAUUGGGACGGAGGCCGACUUCCACAGCAUUGAAGAGUACAUGGAGUUUGUGGACGACUACUUCGCCAAGCUCGAGCUGCAGACGCCCGGUGUAAAGCGACGUGUCUACCUCGCCACCGACGACCCGAAGCUCCUGGGAGAGGCAAGGCAAAAGUACCCGCACUACCAGUUCUACGGAGACAGCCAGGUGGCCAAGACGGCGUCCCUGGGCAACCGGUACACCUCAGAGUCCUUGAGGGGCAUCAUCCUGGACAUCCAUAUGCUCUCCAAGUGCGACUUCCUUUCCUGCACCUUCUCCUCCCAGGUGUGCCGCAUGGCGUACGAGAUCAUGCAGCUGUCGCACGUUGACGCGUCCAAGCGGUUCCAGUCGCUGGACGACAUAUACUACUUCGGCGGUCAGAAGGACCACAGCCAGGUGGCGGCGUACGACCACACCGCCCGCGGGGCCUCGGAGAUGGACAUCCGCAAGGGCGACAUCCUCGGCAUCGCAGGCAACCACUGGGACGGCUACUCCAAGGGGGUGAACCGCCGCACCGGGAAGCAGGGCCUCUACCCGUCGUUCAAGGCCGUCGAGAAGGUAGAUGUCGUCGACUUUCCUCCCUACGAAGACGACGACAACGGCCACCGCAACGAAGUGAAGUGAACGCGUAGGCACGGUGCCCAAAACGCGUCUCCAACCGCUGCAUUUACUGCGUCCCAAAACGUGGUCCCUGGAUUUCCGCCCCACGACGUCGUACGGGCCCAUUCACAUGCGUGCCACGGUGCUACCUCCGCGCCACUGGGGGAUUUUAGUAGAUCAUUCCGGCACCUCCGGCGACGCCGCCCGAUAACGAUGCAGUGCAUGUGCAAAGGCGUUGCCAAAGUUUCGGGUAUCGUCAGCAUUGCCGGAACAAUCUUUUAAAACCCUUUAUUACGCUUCGUUCGACUGGCCGCAACAUACCAAGAACCGUCGAAGCCAAGCUAGGCCAAGCCAAGCCAAGGCCUCACAAGGUGUGGCGCGGCGACGCGCGGGAGGUGCAUCGCACACCAUGUUCGCGGAGCCGGAUUAGUCGGGUAGGCCCGGGGCGUCCACCACAGCCUGACGUAAGGUAAAACAGCACAGUCGUUCGAAAUAGCGUUGACCUUGACGGUGCAGUGCCGACUUUGCGCCAUGUUGGUGAUUCGGUGCCGUCCGGCGCAAUUAGUUGCUACUCCGGGUCCACUUUCGACGAGUCUUUCAAAGACACGUCCUGGGCACAGUAGCGACGGGGACCACGACGCAUAAUGCAGUGAGGACACCUUACUCUACAACGGGACGUUUAGGAGGACGUGCGCAGGUUUCGAGUUGGGACGAUUCCAUCGCCAACGAGCCAAGAACCGCAUUUAACGCAUUCGUAAGUGCAUCAAAGAAUGAUACGUGUUUUUGAUGGGGAUGGACAAUGAAAAUUGUGUGCCCGGUGCUUGCAGAAAGGGGGGGGGGGUGCAAACUGCAAAAAACUGGUAUUGUCGCACUUUCGUCGACCGAAGGAACUAACGGUCGAGUUUAUUUGCAGUUGCUGCUUUUUAGGUGCCCCAUUGUUUACAUUUUUAAAUUUGCUUCGUAUUGGUUGUUGGGUUUUUAUGAGCUAAUGUAUAAGGACGUUUGUUGUUUUAAUGAAUCUAAGUGCUCUUAAAGUUUGUUUAAUUUUUUUUUCUCUAAAAUCCAUUUUUUUGUUGGUGUGCGAAUGUUUUUUAUGUACCACGUUUAGAUGUAAAUGCGUUUCUUUGUUUUACUUGACGCACUGGGCAUUGGGGCCAGAGGUAAGCUCGCGGCGUUCUUUCUCUUUUGGAAAACGCGUCCGCUGCAUUGCGACCUUGUUGUUGUUUAAAAUGCAGAGGAAUAAACCCAGUUUUAAAAAGGUG
Ixodes scapularis (black-legged tick) is the source of this 3210-nucleotide messenger RNA. It is a transcript of the gene FucT6, whose product is annotated as alpha-(1,6)-fucosyltransferase. The record is from RefSeq and is a predicted model, not a curated record. Gene Ontology annotation, molecular function: protein binding; glycoprotein 6-alpha-L-fucosyltransferase activity. The transcript has 10 exons. Gene Ontology annotation, cellular component: Golgi cisterna membrane. Gene Ontology annotation, biological process: protein N-linked glycosylation. The coding region runs from base 266 to 1972 and encodes 568 amino acids. Lineage: Eukaryota; Metazoa; Arthropoda; Arachnida; Ixodida; Ixodidae.